AUGGCGGAUAACGACGAGAAUCAGAAGGUCUUUGCCUCUUCGACCGGAGAAGAUGCUCGGUUGGAGCAUCUGGGAUAUGAGCAGGAGCUGAAACGAACCUUCGGGCUACUGGGAAUGAUCGGGUUCAGCUUCAGCGUCGUGACAUCAUGGACUGCUUUGAGUGGUGUCUUCAUCGUCGGCGUCAAGUCCGGCGGCCCCCCUGUCAUGGUAUUCAGCUUCAUCGCCGUCUGCUUCCUCACUCUCGCCGUUGCCAUUCCCAUGGCCGAAAUGUGCUCCAUGUACCCAGUCGCCGGUGGCCAGUAUUCCUGGGUAGCAGCACUCGCUCCUCCAAGAAUAGCCAGGGGACUGUCCUACAUCAGCGGAUGGUUCAUGCUCAUCGGCAUCCUCGCAAUGGGCGCAACCAACAACUCCAUCGGCGCCAACUUCAUCCUCGGCAUGGCCAACCUCGUCUUCCCCGAGUACACCAUACAGCGCUGGCAGACCGUGCUAGUCGCCUACCUCGUGGCCUUUGUCUCCGCGUCGGUCAACAUAUGGGGCCCGCAUCUCCUCAACCGCAUCGCUCGCUUCAUCCUCAUCUGGAACGUCGGUUCCUUCCUGAUCACCAUGAUCACGCUCCUCGCUACAAAUGACAACAAACAGCCCGCGUCCUUUGUCUUCCAUGACUUCCAGAACUUCACCGGCUGGGGCUCCUCGAUGGCAGCUAUCGUAGGCAUCCUGCAGGCCUGCUUCGGCAUGUGCUGCUACGAUGCGCCCUCGCACAUGACCGAGGAGAUGAAGUCCGCGUCCAAAGAGGCCCCAAAAGCGAUCAUUCUCUCGGUCGUCCUGGGCGCCGUCACUGGCUUCGCAUUCCUGCUAACCCUCUGCUUCUGUAUCGGCGAUAUCGACAGCACGGCGAACACGUCUACCGGAGUUCCUGUGAUCCAGAUAUUCUACGACUCCACCGGGAGUAAAGUAGGGACGUGCUUCCUGGCGAGCAUGAUCGCCGUGAUUGUGCUCGUUGCGGGGAAUAAUCUUCUCGCCGAAGGCUCGAGGUCCGUGUAUGCAUUCGCCAGAGAUCACGGGCUGCCGUUCUCGUCGGUCUUGAGUAAAGUCGAUCCGAAGCGUCAGGUCCCUGUUAAUGCGGUGCUUCUUACCCUGGCGGUGCAGUUGGCGCUGGACGCUAUUGACUUUGGGACGACGACGGGAUUCGAGACGGUUAUUGCUAUUUCCACGGAGGGGUUUUACGUCUCCUACGCAAUCGCCCUCUCCGCCCGUCUCCUUGGCCACGUAACAUCCCACAACCCGACUAUGAAAGGGCCCUUUGCGCUGCCGACCUGCGUCUCGAUCGCGUUGAAUAUUCUCGGUCUCCUUUUUCUGCUCUUCGCGGCGAUUACGUUCAACUUUCCCACGUCGUACCCUGUUUCCCACGACUCUAUGAACUAUACCUCCGCGGCGGUGGGUGUGAUUGCGCUGAUUGCGGUGGUUACGUGGGUUGUUACGGCGCGGAAGAGGUUUACGGGGCCGCCGGGGGUGAGUGUUCUGGAUGGAUGUGAGGAUGUUGGACAGAAUAAUGCUGGUGGUUAUGAGGAUGGGGAGAAGGGGGAGAAAAGGUAA
Messenger RNA from Aspergillus steynii IBT 23096, 1593 nucleotides. Its product is annotated as putative GABA permease. The transcript has 5 exons. Gene Ontology annotation, biological process: transmembrane transport; amino acid transport. Lineage: Eukaryota; Fungi; Ascomycota; Eurotiomycetes; Eurotiales; Aspergillaceae. Bases 1 to 1593 code for a protein of 530 amino acids. Gene Ontology annotation, molecular function: transmembrane transporter activity. The record is from RefSeq and is a predicted model, not a curated record. Gene Ontology annotation, cellular component: membrane.